Messenger RNA from Emiliania huxleyi CCMP1516, 879 nucleotides. RefSeq lists its product as hypothetical. NCBI's taxonomy places the organism in Eukaryota, Haptophyta, Isochrysidales, Noelaerhabdaceae. The coding region runs from base 1 to 879 and encodes 292 amino acids. The record is from RefSeq and is a predicted model, not a curated record. The transcript has 3 exons.
AUGCCAGACCUCACUGCCGCCGAGCUCAGCAUUCCGGCCGAGCAGCACCCCGAUCCCGCAAAGCCACUGGUGAUACCCGUCGACUCAACAGUGGUGGGCUCAACCCUGCGCUUCAUUCCGUGGUCUGUGGUGGGCAAUCCGGCCUUCCUCCAGCUGCCCCCUCCUCCUCCGGGGAUGCAACCGUCGUGGGUCCAGAUUCCGCAGUGGGUCGCCAUCAGUGCGCUGCUCCCCUUCAGUGAGCCCGAGCCCGCUGUGGCCACCCACUUUGACAGGCUCAGCGUCUUGCGGCUGGCCGUAUUGGCCGCGGCUUGGCGCCGCAUCCUCGGCGCCUUGUCCGACCUCGGCGUUUUCAGCACGGUGCACGUGGAUGAGGAUGCGUUCCGUACGGUGUGCAUCCAGGCUCUGCACUCCCGCCAAAUCCCGGUGCCCGAGCUCUAUCUGCAGUGGGGCGAUUUGGGGUACUCUGAGGCGAUCACACCCUUGGGACCAGCGCCAUCUGCAGAAGCAAAGGCCGUCGACUUCUUGCAGUACGCGACAGUCGGGGCUCUUUGCGACCCUACGGCCGACGUCCCGUUCGCAGCCCUGUCUGACAUGACCCGCUGCUUGGGGCCCGUCUUCACGGCGGCAGCGCGCGUCGAUCCCAUGGGGAGCGCCGUCGUGGGGGCUGCAUCGCUCGCCGCCGCCGCUGGAGGCGACCGCUGGCCCUCUCCUGUCGGACUGAUGGCCCGAAACAACUACCAAGACUUUGUCGAGCUCAACGUCUCUACCUGUGGCGCGACCGACGCAACUGCGGAGGUGUUAACUGCUGUCGGCAACAGCCAGCCGGAGGGCAACCUCAGGCAAGCGUGGGCGCUGCCCAAGCGGAUCGCCGGCAACUAG